Molecule: messenger RNA, 2207 nt
Organism: Polychytrium aggregatum
Lineage: Eukaryota; Fungi; Chytridiomycota; Chytridiomycetes; Polychytriales
Product: eukaryotic elongation factor, selenocysteine-tRNA-specific
Exons: 11
Coding region: 211-2082 (623 amino acids)
Biological process (GO): selenocysteine incorporation
Molecular function (GO): GTPase activity; GTP binding; translation elongation factor activity
Source: RefSeq, a predicted model, not a curated record
GCCCUUGCUGGCAAAACCAGCGCCGCCAUGGCGCUAACAGGUCAUAUACGAUGGACCGCUCUGUUGCACACGGCGUAGGUCUGGCUGGCCCAGAGAUGCGGCCUUUCCGGCCCGAAAACAAGGCGCUCGGUGCAUGCAGACGGCCUGGAUGCGAUGGGAUAGGGAUGCGGUUUAACCGCGCUGGACGAAGCCAAAGGAGACAAGGCAGCAAUGCCCGACAUGGGUCCCUGGGGCCUUGGCCUUGAUCAAACAGCGGCCGGAUCUGCAGUCGGCCGAUCGAAACCAGCGUCCGAACCACCCCACACAGGCCGAGCCGGGAUGCCCGCAACAGCAUGCAACAUCAAUAUCGGGCUGCUGGGCCACGUCGAUGCUGGCAAGACCGCACUGGCCUAUGCGCUGACCUUCGGCACAUACUGCGGACAGCCAUCGCUUGCGCCCGUGACUUCGACAGCGGCAUUCGACAAACAUCCCGAAAGCAAGGCUCGCGGCAUCACUCUGGAUCUUGGCUUCUCGGCCUUUCAGGUUCCAAAAGAGCUUGUUUCCCCAGAGUUCGAAGCCGCUGGUAUCAGCAAGGUCCAGAUCACCCUCGUCGACUGUCCCGGCCAUGCCUCGCUCGUCAAGACCGUUCUGGGAGGAGCACAGAUCAUCGAUGCCAUGAUCCUCGUGAUCGAUGCAGCCAAGGGGUUCCAGACACAGACAUCGGAGUGCCUUAUCAUAGCCGAGAUCACCCGGAAGACGAUCAUCGUGGCCCUCAACAAAGUGGAUCUGUUUCCUGAAGCCGAACGGGAAGCCCGGAUCAGCAAGAUGUCACAGCGAAUCACCAAGACCCUGGAAGCUGCGGGAUUUCCCAAUGUGCCCAUCAUACCUGUGUGCACCAAGCCGCUGGAGCCAACUGCAAAGUUGACACAGGAUGCCGAUCCCACCGGAACUAGCGACGGAGUCCAAACCACCGCCAGUAGUGCCGGUGGCGAUGGUUGGUAUGAAUGCAACGCCCGGUGGAUGAACAUCGAAGCCCUGCUCCGCGGAGUCAUGGAUAGCGUCUGUGUCCCCCGGCGUUCGACACAAAAGCCAUUCUUGUGCAUGGUAGACCACUGCUUUGCGAUCAAGGGCCAAGGUACGGUACUGACUGGGACGGUGCUGGAAGGCUCGACCAAGGUCGGAGAUGUCAUCGAGAUUGUAUCCCUCUCCGAGAAUCGGAAAAUAAAGUCGAUGCAGUCGUUCAAAAAGCCUGUCACGACAGUCGCUCAGGGGGACCGAGUGGGCAUCUGCGUGACCAAGCUGGAGCCGUCUCUUGUUGAGCGAGGCAUGCUCGCAGCACCUGGCUCCGUCAUAUUUGCGCACGCCGCCUUGGCCACGGCCAAACGGAUACGUUACUUCAAGCCCGAAAUCGCAUCCAAGACCAAGAUUCAUGUCACGAUCGGACACGAAACAGCGCUGGCAACAAUCACAUUCCUGAAGGCACUAACACCGAUCGAAGACGAUUUUGACUUUCAGCAAGAGUAUCAGUACGAGCCUCUGCUGCCUGACCACCGGGAGGCACCCGGCCAAACUACCAACCGCUACAGCGUUCUGCUUGAGUUUGACAAGCCCAUUGCCUGCCCCAAGAAUAGUCUCUUCAUCACCUCAAAGCUUGAUGACGAUAAUCACGCCGGUGCAUGCCGUAUAGCGUUUCACGGACGUGUGCAGCAUGCUAUGGCAGACCCAAACUACAAGGAACAGCUUGCAAAGAUGCUCAGGGUCUACAAGCUCAAGGAGAAAGUCGGCACGAUCGAUCGCGUUGUGGACGAACGAAUGCUGAUCGGUGCCAAGAUGUUCAAGAAGGAGACCAACCUGGAACUGUUUGUGGGAAUGAAGGUGGUUCUGGGAUCCAGCCACGAAGGAACGAUCGAGUCCGGGUUUGGCCAGAGCGGAAAAUUCCGGGUGCGAUUUGCCACAGCCCUGCCCGAGUCUCUCGUGAGACCAGCGAAAGCCACCAAGAAUCCCGCAGGGCGAAGAGAAGCCGCCUCGGGACAGGAGGACGACCAGCGCACUCUGCGUCUGACAUUCAAGAAGGCCGUGUACCAGGAUCGCAUCUAUCAAUAGACGCCGCCGGUUCGGAUGGAGUGCUGGCCGUCUCAUUGAAGGAGGAUCGUGUCCGCAGUUGCUUUCCAGGCCUUGCCAGCACCCCGACGAAUGCAAUAUGGCCGAUCUCGGCCGGUGUCAAUUGG